GCGCAUGCUCCGCGGGUGGACGCCGCUGCCGCCGUGCCGGGACCGCCGCCCUGCCGCUGCUGCGACCCGCGGGCUGCGGUCUCCUCGCCACCGGGCCGGGUCGGGCCGAGCCUCGCGCCCCCCAGCCCCGCGGGGCUGCGGCUGAGCGGCACGGCCGCCCCGCGAUCGCCUCUCAUUCGCCCCGGCGAGGCGCGACGGAAGCGCCGGAGCCAAGUGGCCCUCGCAGAGUGCGAAGAUAAAUCUGUUUCAGUUGUGUAGAGGAUCAGACAGUCACAUAAAUGCAGUAUCUAAACGUAAAAGAAGAUUGCAAAGCCAUGGCUUUCUGUGCAAAAAUGAGGAGCACAAAGAAGAGCGAAGUAAACCUGGAAGCACAGCAUCAGGGUUUAGAAAUACUUUUCUACCUGCAAGAUAAAAAUCCCAUUUGUUACACCAGUGGCGAGUUUACCUCGGAGGAGCUGUGCAUCGAAGCUGCCCAGCGCUGUUCCAUAUCUCCUCUGUGCCAUAAUCUCUUUGCACUGUACGAUGAAAACAAAAAACUCUGGUAUGCACCAAACCAGGUGUUUAAGAUAGAUGAGAAAACAUCCCACCGGCUCCAUUAUCGAAUGAGAUACUACUUCACAAACUGGCACGGGACUAGUGAAAGCGAGCCCUCAGUGUGGAGGCAUUCCCCAAGGAAGGCGAAGAGCGCGUACGAGAAGAAGCUGGCCCCAGAAGGAACCCCCAUCCUUGAUGCAAACUCCUUAGAAUACAUCUUUGCACAGGGUCAGUAUGACUUAGUGAAAGGCCUGGCACCGAUCCGUGAUCCUAAAAAUGAUCAAGAGGUUCAUGAAAUUGAGAAUGAAUGUCUGGGGAUGGCUGUCCUUGCAAUCUCUCACUACGCCAUCAACAAAAACGUGAAGCUCCCGGAGCUUCCCAAAGAUAUCAGCUAUAAGCAUUAUAUUCCUGAAACUUUGAACAAGACUAUCAGACAGAGGAAUUUCUUAACCAGGAUUCGGAUAAAUAAUGUUUUCAAGCAUUUCCUUAAAGAGUUUAACAACAAAACCAUUUGUGACAGUAGCGUGUCUCCACGUGAUCUGAAAGUUAAAUACUUGUCAACGAUGGAAACCUUGACCAAACAUUAUGGAGCAGAAAUUUUUGAGACUUCAUUUUUGCUGAUUACAUCUGAAAAUGAAAUAAAUGGAUUUAAUUGUGGAGACAAUGAGAUCCUCCCACUCUAUGAAGUCAUUGUAACCGGAAACAAUGGAAUUCAGUGGAGGCUCAAGCCAAGUUCUGUACAGACAGAGAAAGAAAAGAAGAAGAAGUCUGAUGGCAAAAACAAAAAGGAUGAAGAGAAACACAAAAUCCAAGACUUGUGGAAUAAUUUUUCCUAUUUUCCUGAAAUUACCCACAUUGUCAUCAAGGAGUCCAGAGUUAGCAUUAACAAGCAGGACAACAAAAGGAUGGAAUUAAAACUGUCCUCGCACGCUGAGGCCCUGUCGUUUGCGUCGUUGAUAGAUGGGUAUUUCAGGCUGACGGCGGACGCCCACCAUUACCUCUGCACCGAUGUGGCCCCCCCGCUCAUCGAGCACAACAUCAAAAAUGGAUGCCAUGGACCCAUUUGCACGGAAUACGCCAUCAACAAACUGCGGCAGGAAGGAAACGAAGCGGGAAUGUACGUGUUGAGAUGGAGCUGCACCAACUUUAACCACAUCCUCAUGACGGUGACUUGUUUUGAAGGCUCGGAGACGAUAAAUAAUUCAAUCCAGUACAAGAACUUCCAGAUUGAAGUGAAGAAAGGCGAGUACUUCCUGCAUGGUUCCAACAAGUCUUUCUCCUCCUUAAAAGAGCUGAUGGAUCACCUGAAGGGACAGAUACUGCGGACAGACAACAUCAGCUUCACGCUGAAGAGGUGCUGCCAGCCCAGACCCAGAGAAAUCUCCAACUUGCUUGUGGCAACCAAGAAGGCGCAGGAGUGGCAGCCGGUUUAUCACCUGGGGCAGCUGAGUUUCCAUCGAAUCCUCAAGGAACAAAUCCUACAGGGCGAGCAUCUUGGAAGAGGGACGAAAACACAGAUUUACUCAGGCAUUCUCAACUACAAAGAUGAUGAGAAUGAAGGAUAUCAAAAUGAAAAAGAUAUUAAAGUGCUCCUCAAAAUCCUGGACCCCAGCCACAGAGACAUUUCUUUGGCGUUCUUUGAAACGGCCAGCAUGAUGAGGCAGGUGUCUCACAAGCACAUCGUCCUCCUCCAUGGAGUCUGCGUCCGCGAUGUCGAGAAUAUCAUGGUUGAAGAGUUCGUUGAAUUUGGGCCUCUGGAUCUGUUUAUGCAUCGGAAGAGUGAAGUUCUGACAACUCCUUGGAAAUUCAAAGUUGCCAAGCAACUCGCAAGUGCCCUCAGCUACUUGGAGGAUAAGGAUUUGGUACAUGGCAACGUGUGUACUAAAAACAUCCUACUGGCAAGAGAGGGAAUUGGCACCGAAUAUGGUCCUUUCAUAAAGCUGAGCGACCCAGGAAUACCCAUAACUGUGCUGUCCAGGCAAGAAUGCGUUGAGCGAAUCCCCUGGAUCGCACCUGAAUGUGUUGCAGACUCCAAAAAUUUAAGCAUUGCGGCAGACAAGUGGAGUUUUGGUACGACGCUGUGGGAAAUCUGCUAUAAUGGAGAAAUACCGCUCAAAGACAAGACAUUAGCAGAGAAGGAGAGGUUCUACGAGGGGCAUUUUGUGUUGGCGACGCCGUCGUGCAAGGAGCUGGCAGACCUGAUGAAGCAGUGCAUGAACUACGACCCCCACCAGAGACCCUUCUUCAGAGCCAUCAUGAGGGACAUCAACAAACUGGAGGAGCAAAAUCCCGAUAUCGUCUCAGAGAAGAAGCCCGUUACGGAGGUCGAUCCCACGCUCUUCGAAAAACGGUUCUUGAAAAGAAUCCGUGACUUGGGAGAGGGCCACUUUGGGAAGGUUGAACUUUGCAGAUACGACCCAGAAGGCGAUAACACAGGAGAGCAAGUAGCAGUUAAAUCUCUGAAGCCCGAGAGCGGAGGAAAUCACAUCACUGAUCUCAAGAAGGAAAUCGAAAUCUUGAGGAAUCUUUAUCAUGAGAACAUUGUCAAAUACAAGGGAAUUUGCACGGAAGAUGGAGGAAGCGGGAUUAAACUCAUCAUGGAAUUUCUCCCUUCUGGGAGCCUCAAGGAAUACCUCCCCCACAACAAGAACAAAAUCAACCUCAAACAGCUUCUCAGAUACGCGGUUCAGAUCUGCAAGGGCAUGGACUAUUUGGGCUCCUGUCAGUACGUGCACCGGGACCUGGCAGCAAGGAACGUCCUCGUCGAGAGCGAGAACAGAGUGAAGAUUGGAGACUUUGGUCUCACCAAAGCCAUCGAGACGGAUAAGGAGUACUACACGGUCAAGGACGACCUCGACAGCCCUGUUUUUUGGUACGCCCCGGAGUGCCUGCUGCAGAGUAAAUUCUAUAUCGCCUCAGACGUCUGGUCGUUUGGCGUGACGCUGUACGAACUGCUCACCUACUGUGAUUCCGAGUCCAGUCCCAUGGCAGAGUUCCUGAAGAUGAUCGGCCCCACGCAGGGACAGAUGACGGUGGCGCGGUUGGUGCGCGUCCUGCAGGAAGAAAAGCGUUUGCCGCGUCCGCCCGGCUGCCCAGAGGAGGUGGACCAGCUGAUGAGGAAGUGUUGGAUAUUCAAGCAUGAUGAACGGACAAGCUUUCACAAUCUGAUUCAAGGAUUUGAAACAAUUAUGAGUAAAAUGUAAUUACAUUUUUUUAUACUGUCAGUACUUUAAGUCGGUGUCAGAAUGUAAAUGCCCAAGACCUCUUGGUUUUUGUUUUUGUUUUUUUAACUACCGUAAUUUGUACUCUGACUGUGCUAAUGUGUUUAAAGGAUUCUUUUUCCAACAGUUUUCCUUUUCAGUUUUAGUCAACAGUUGGAUCAAAUGAAUUCAAAGCUAUGGCAGAAACAAUAGCUUCAACUCCUUUUGCUGCUGUUAUUGCAGGGCAGUUUUAUCUCAUUAUGUUCUCACCACAAUCUGAAGGACCCCAAUAGACGCCAACUGAAGGAGCCAUGUCAAAAAAAUGCUGCAGUUACUGCAAUCUGUAGCACUUAAAACAAGCUGCUGUGCACGCUUAUUCCUUGAGUAACUGGUGGAUGUAAGAGGGCUUGAUAUAGUAAUUUAAUAAUACUUGAUAGUGUAUUGAGGUUUUUUAAGAUUAUGUUUGGCUGACAAAUAUCUUUCAUGUGCACUUAAAUUUUAGUAACAAAAAACCAACUCUGGCAUAAAAAUCCAGAGAAGACAAAAUAAUCAGCUCAUCUUAACCAGUGUGCAGGGCCGAGCUCUGGCAUACGUUUAAAAAAAAUUUGCUUGGCUGUCAUGUUCAAAAAAUACAAAGCAAAACAAAGCCUGGAUCAGCAUGUAUUCUGGAUAAAUACAUUUGCCUUUCCUCAGCCACGUGCCCCAUUGCUGCCCGCUGGAGCUUCCCCGUGUCCGUGGCCCUGACCCGAGCAAAGGCAGCGCGUGGCAGCUCGGACUGCAGGGAACUGCAGCGCGGCCAGCUGUGCAGACAAAAAGUAAUUACACACUUCGGGGAUAGGAAAUUAAUCAAUGUACAGAACCUGGGGGAGCAUCCCCUGUGAAAGAAGAAUGAGCUAAAGGAGACGGCAGCAGGUUAGUUCAUUUUAGCAGUUCUGGAAAGCCGUUCACUUGGCCAAUGGUGACGAUUCUUUAAGAGCACUGCCCUUUAUUUAAUUUGCUGUACGGGCUGAAACCCAGUUAGCCAAAGGGACGGCGCUGGGACCACGUACCAUGUCUUGUCAGGACCAGAGUUUGCGUUUCAGCUGAAAAUGAGUCCAGCCAGGGCCCAUAGCUGUGGUUUAACUGGAAACCUUUGCUGACCCAGGACACAGGUGUCCUUGUCUGAUCUGGAUUUCUCUGUGCACAGACCAAAUGGACCUUGCAGGAGAGAGCACAGCAUAGUUUAAAAAAAAAAUAACUUUGUUCUGUUUGUUUUUCCGUGACGUAUUUAUAAUUUUACCAGCUGGAUGUUGCAUUAUUACGUGAUGCCAGCGGUUCCCUCCUCUGCUUGUGCUAACAGGGCUAUUUCAGGUUACUCAGGCACAGCGCGGAGGAGCAGAAUGCUGUAAUUUCUGUGGUAGUUCUGAUUAAGAAGAUACGUUCAUGUGUGACAGCCUGGAGGAGGGUCAGAGAGAAGUAUCAAAAAAGCGCAAGGCUGCAUAAGAGCACGUGAAUGUUUUUUCCCAUUUUAGUCAAUAUGGAAUUGCAGUUACUCAGUGAAACUACUCAGUUUCCACUAGUGUUAGUGAAACUGGUGAAACCGGUGCUGUUGAUUUGCCAUGGCAUGUAAAAAAGCCACACACCAGUGCUGAUCCGAUUCUGAAAGCCUUUGGCUUUCCUGUUGCUCUCACAACCAGUUUCAGAGCUCGUAGAUCAUUACAAAUAUUUGCUUUUGUUCAUUCAACCCAAAUCGAGCAUUCAAAAAUGCAAGACUCAAAUCUGUUUGAUUUAUAUAGUCCUUUAAAAACAGGACUGUAUAAAUAGUCCUAAAAUGCCAUUUGGCCCUUUGAAGGCGACCACAAGGCUGCUGUGCCCCUGGUGACAAAGAGUGUGACACCCCGUCCUUGGAUUUGUGUUCCCACCACAUCUGGAUUACUGAAAAGGCUUUGAGGAGAUGAUAGUUCUGGCAAUAACAGAAAGAUGUCAUUAAGUAUAUAUCUAUAUAUAUAUAAAAUUGUAAUUAUGAGUUGCAACGAGGUCAGAUUUAUUUUUACAGUAUUACCUGUUUUUUUCUGUAUGUCACUUAGGAGUCUGGUUUAAAUCUGUAAGCACUUUGUUACUCUUUAUACAAACAAAUCUAAUAAAGAUUUUUUUUUUCUCCA
This is a messenger RNA of Columba livia (rock pigeon), 5875 nucleotides long. RefSeq names its product Janus kinase 1 (gene JAK1). Bases 279 to 3737 code for a protein of 1152 amino acids. The record is from RefSeq and is a predicted model, not a curated record. The transcript is spliced from 25 exons. Gene Ontology annotation, molecular function: ATP binding; non-membrane spanning protein tyrosine kinase activity; growth hormone receptor binding. Gene Ontology annotation, cellular component: cytoskeleton; cytosol; membrane. NCBI's taxonomy places the organism in Eukaryota, Metazoa, Chordata, Aves, Columbiformes, Columbidae. Gene Ontology annotation, biological process: cytokine-mediated signaling pathway; intracellular signal transduction; cell differentiation.